GUACCGAAAAAUCCACUUGAUUCCAUGUAAAACACGUCGCAUAUGAGUUGAACGAAUUACAUAGACGAUGGACGUGUAUGCGUGUGGGAGUGUGGAGAAAGCGCAUUCGCAUACAGCCAAACAUCAUGGCACAGUGUGCCCCCAUUGGAAUAUUUCACGGAUGAGAGAACACGGGCAUCAUUGCAAAAUCAGAGGCUAAAAAAUAAAUAAAUAAGUAAAUAAAACAUCAAACCGAAACAUGUUUUCAGCGAUUAAUGUAUACAUCGAACUGAACGCGCUCCUUUUUCCGAAUUAACCGCCGCUACAACGUUCGCUUGUUCGAGAUAUUUUUUUUUUCUCUCUCGCUAAAAGGAAAUUCCAUUUGUUUAUCAUAAUUUUUUUUCAGUGUUUUUAUGUUUGGUGUGAGACAAAGACUGCUUUGUCACGUUUCAAAAAGAAUAAAAAUUUGUUAAUUCCAUUAAAAAUAAAUCGACACAGUGCAAAUCAAAUCGGCAAUAGCUGCUUUUGAAAAAUCGCUCUCCUAAAACAGUGUGCGCAAUUUUAGUUGUAACAUUUAUCAUCAAAUUAGAGAAAGAAAGAGAAAAACGAGUAACGUGAACAUUUGUUUUUAUCUAUUGAUUCAACUGGCAACUAGUGUGAUAAAGUGCGUUAUUUUGUCUAUGUUAAUUUCAUCGUCGAUGAAUUCAAAUUGAUUUCAGCGAUUUGCGAAGAUUUAGAAUUAUGAUAGAGCAAAAGACGCUUUAUCCAAUGUUUGCGAUGGAUGUUAAACCAGCUAUUUCCGUCGAUUCGGUUUCACCAACAAUACCAGAAAUAUCAUCAUUGACCACAACAACUUUAACAUCAUGUAGCAACAGCAGCAACAUUAGUACGUAUAAUAAUGGUAAAACUGCAUUGGCACCCGAAGCAACAUUAUGUGGCUUGUGCUUUCAACCGAUAUACGAUCAGUAUAUAAUGCGAGUCGUUGAUACGUAUUAUCAUGAACGCUGUCUACAGUGCUGCUCGUGCUCCAAACGACUGAUGCACUCAUGUUUCUCUCGCAAUGGGAAAAUCUACUGUCGCAUUGAUUACGAAAGAAUUUAUUUAAAAAAUAACUGUUUGGGAUGCAAUAAGCGAAUCAAUUCGGAGGAAUUCGUUAUGCGAACAGCGAGCAAUGUGUUCCAUUUAAAGUGUUUCACAUGCGUCGUAUGCGGAUCACAAUUACAAAAAGGCGAACAAUACGUGGUGAAGCAGAGCCAAUUGUUUUGCAGAAACGACUAUGAGAAAGAAGUGGAGAUGCUAAAAGAUGAAUAUUUCUCAGAAGAUGUAUACACAUCGAAGAUAGAUGGUCGACGUGGACCAAAGCGACCGCGAACCAUUUUGAAUACACAACAACGAAGAGCUUUCAAAGCAUCAUUUGAUGUAUCGCCCAAGCCAUGUCGUAAGGUACGGGAAAAUCUAGCCAGAGAAACUGGAUUGAGUUUACGCAUUGUCCAGGUUUGGUUCCAAAAUCAGCGAGCCAAAGUGAAAAAAAUUCAGAAGAAACGGAAACAAGACGGUAAACUCGACACUGAAAAUGAUUCACAGGGUGAAAACAAUGCCGGCAAUGGAAAUGCUGCAAAAAGUAAUCAUGAAAGUGAUUCCGAUUCGUAUAGCAACGUCAAUCUUGAUGCUGAUCAAACGUUUCCAAUAAAAAAGGAGAAGGAAAAUUCGGAAGAUGGCAUCAAAUCAUUUGAACUCUGCGCAAAUUCACAUCAUUUUCCAGCCGAAAAUUUCAACGGAACCGACGACAUUCAAGACAAUGCCGUGAUGGGACUCGCCUAUUCGACAUUUCAACGCAUUUUGGGCAAUACACCGCAAGUUUUAAAUCCCAUCGAUCGUUUGUACUCAAUGCAAAACUACUAUUUCCGAUGCAAUAAUCGACAACCCAACGAACCGGACGAUAAUGAUGGAAUGUAAAUUUUGAACCUGUAUACACCAACAAAAAAAAAAAAUAACGAAGAUUUUUUUUUUGUAAAAUCAAUAGUGUGUUUUUACAGAAAAAAACAAGUGUUUAUCAUGUGACAAUUUACCAAAUCAUGAUAAUUUAAUAAAUAUUAAAUAAAAAGAAUUGUGUUGUAUUUUAACUCCCAAU
Molecule: messenger RNA, 2110 nt
Organism: Sitodiplosis mosellana (orange wheat blossom midge)
Lineage: Eukaryota; Metazoa; Arthropoda; Insecta; Diptera; Cecidomyiidae
Product: LIM homeobox transcription factor 1-beta
Exons: 8
Coding region: 721-1935 (404 amino acids)
Biological process (GO): neuron differentiation; regulation of transcription by RNA polymerase II
Cellular component (GO): nucleus
Molecular function (GO): DNA-binding transcription factor activity, RNA polymerase II-specific; RNA polymerase II transcription regulatory region sequence-specific DNA binding
Source: RefSeq, a predicted model, not a curated record